AUGAAUUAAGAAGAACAAUAAAUUUAAGAAAAUAAGAUUGAAGAUGAUAGAAAUAAUUAAGAAUUAUAGCAAUUCUGUGAUCAUGUCUAUUAAAUUUAAGAAAACUUUAAAGAUUAUAUUACAAAAUAAUAAGGAAAUUAAGGUGAAGAUAAUCAAAGACUUCUUUUAUAGCUAUAAGAAAACUUUGAAUUAAUAAAAUAGAAAAUAUCUGCUUUGAGAAGAUCUGAAGUAAUAGAAAACUAAGAAGAAUUAUAAAAAAUGAUUGAUGAAGUGACUAAAAUAGUUUAAUAAACAAAUGAACCAUUAUAAUAAAUUUGUAAAUAUCAAGUUUAAUAUGUAGAAUAUGAAGGAAAUGACUUUGAUGGAUUAGAAUUAGAAUUUACAUAACCAAAAAGGAUUAAAGGAGUUAAAAAUGCUCAAGAAAGAAAACAAGAGAGAAAAAGAGCUAGAAUAUUGAAAUCAAAAUAAGCACUCUAGGUUUUUAAGAAAUAUAUAAUUGUUUCAUUAAUAGCUUUUUAAAAGUUUAUAAAAGAUCCAGAAAACAUUGCUAAAUUAUUUGUAAUAGCUGUAAGUUGUUUUUUUGUGAGUUCAUUUUUAUAAAUUCCUGAUAUGAGUAAAAGACAUAGUUUAUAUAUACUUGAAUGGUUAGCAUAUAAUAGAUGUGCUCGAGUAGUUUUAAUUAGUGGAUCCUUUUGUUUUGUAUCAUUAACAUGGUAUAUUAUUUUAUUAAUUUGGAUGGGAUUUAUGGGAUUAAAUGAAACAAAAGGUAAACUAAAUACUCUUAUUCAUGAAUGUAAUCCAAUAUUACAAUUAACAUUAUUGUUUAUGACAGACAAUGACCUAAUAAAUAAUAAAUUGGAUUUAGCUAUUUGGUUUUGUUACUUAUUUCAAUAUUCAACCUAUAGAGUUUAUUAUAUACAUUCGGUAAAUAUUAUUAAAAAGAUACUAUCAACAUUGACUUCCUAAAAUUUUAAUAGAGUGUAUCAGUUUUAAUAAAUUUAUAUAUUUUCAUUGAUAAUUUUAGUGAUGAAUUUCGUUAUCACUUUUUUUGGUAUUUUGAUGCUACAUAAAGUUGGAAUAUAUGCAAUGAGCUUAUUAUUUUAUGGAGGAAUUUAAACUUUGAUUGAAUAUACCAAAUUAAUUUUGGUUUGUAAGAAAUUACAAUAAAAAUAUACCUAUUUUAUAAACAAUAAUAUCGAAUAAUUAACUGAACCUUAAUUUUAUUAGGAAAUAAUUCCAGAUAUUAUGUAUUAAUUUGUGAAAAUUCUCUAUUGUUCUUAAUUGAUAGUGAAUUACUUUAGAACAAUUAAUUUUCAUAUAUUCUUACAUCUCUGGUUAUUCUAAAUAUUCUCAGAUUUAUAAAGUAAUAUAAAUUUUAAUACUAUUAGGUUCUUUGUAAUCACUUAAAAAGAAUGUAGAUUAGUUAAUAAAAUAUAAAAGAGUCUAGUAACAUCUCGAUUUCUUAUUUCCUAGAGCUAUGGAUAUAUAAGAAGAUGAAAUAUGUAUAAUAUGUCAUGAAGAAUUGAUUCUAGCUAGAACUUUACCAUGUUAACAUAAAUUUCAUUUAAAAUGUUUGUUUGGAUGGUUAAAAGCAUAAUAAUAAUGUCCUAUUUGUAGAGCAGAUGUUCCUAUUGAAUUGGAAUAACCAUAACAAAUUUUUAGUAGAAUAUUUAGUUUCAUAACUUAAUUUAGUAUUUCAAACUUUACAUUAUUUUUCUAUAUUAAUAGUGGAAGAUAGUAAGACUUUUAAUUGACAGAGUGGGAAGAACAAGCUUUAUUAGGAUAAUAACUAUUAUAGUAAUAAUAGUUAAGAUAAUAACAAUAAUAAUAAUAGUAAAGAGAUCAAGAAUAAAUAUAAUAGGAGAGAUAAUAAAUCUAAUAAUAAUAAUAAUAACUUCAGUAAUAAUAGUAAUAUUUAUAGUAAUAACAAAGAUUACUUUAAUAAUAAUAAUAAUGGUAAUAGCGAUAAAGUUAAGAAUAAUAAUAAUUAAGUGAGUAAAAUGAAAAUUCUAAAACAUAGUUAAAAUAAUGUUAAAAAUAAAGAGAAGAUUUAUAAUAUUCAUAAGAAGAAGAUAAAAAUAUAGGGGAAAAUUUUUUAAUAUAGAAAAUUGAAUAAAAGGAUGGAUAAUAAAAAAAAGAAGAAUAUUAAGAAAAAGAAGAAAAUUAGAAUAAAGAAAAGAAAGAAUAAGAAACUGAAUAUUAAUAGUAGAUAUAAUAAUUUGAAAAUAAAGAAAUUUAAGAGUAAUAAGAUUUACGAGAAGUCUUGGAAACGAAAAAUUAGAAAAUUGAAUAAAUUAAUUAAAGUCCUAAUUUUACUGAAUGA
Messenger RNA from Paramecium sonneborni, 2323 nucleotides. Lineage: Eukaryota; Ciliophora; Oligohymenophorea; Peniculida; Parameciidae. The record is from the annotation of a GenBank genome assembly.